UCCCAACAAAAGCAAAUUCAUGUUUCAGGUUGUCAUGUAACCCCAAACAUAUCUGUUCUAAAAGGGCAAUCUGAAAACAAGGAACAACAACACGACAAGAACCAACAAGGGAAAAUUUGACAAGUGGUUCAAGGGAAGUAACUCCAUUUGUUGUAUUCUCCAAUGACAGCCAACCACGUGUGGAGUUGAGCAUUACGUGUCUAGUUUUCCAGCAUGGCGGCGUUCGUAAAGGAGUUGCUGACUUGGGGUGCUUCACUUUUGUUUUUCUGCGGAUUUAUCAAACAUGUUUUAUCAAGAGAGAUGGACUAUGAGUUUGUGACAUGUGGCUCGACUAUGAAGCUGCUCAACACCUACUCCAGUGUCCGCCUGCACUCACAUGACGUGAAAUAUGGCUCGGGAAGUGGACAGCAGUCGGUGACUGGUGUCGACUCAUCUGAUGAUCACAACAGCUACUGGCAGAUCCGGGGCAAGACCGGAGCUACGUGUAUGCGAGGGAGUCCGGUGAAAUGUGGCCAGACAAUCCGUCUGAUGCACUUAUCAACAAAACGUAAUUUACACAGUCAUCACUUCCAGUCUCCUCUGUCUCACAACCUGGAGGUCAGUGCCUUUGGGGAGGAAGGAGAGGGCGAUGAAGGUGACAACUGGGUGAUUGUGUGCAGCACCAAGCACUGGAGCAGGAGAGACAAAAUCAGGAUCAAGAAUGUCGUCACAGAGCAUUACUUACAUGUGAGCGGUGACAGCUAUGGCCGUCCGAUCCACGGACAGCGCGAGGUCAGCGGCUACCCCACACCAUCCGAGAUGAACUACUGGAUAGUCAAUGAGGGCAUCUUUAUCAAGCCGGCCAAUGAUCCCAACACAGGGAAACUCAUGCAUGAUCAUGAUGAGCUUUAAUACAACACCAUAUUAGGACAAAACUUUGUACAUUACCAUAUAACUAUAUUUGUUUAUCUACAAAUGUGUUGAUGAAUUAGACUCAUAUGUUUGUUGUUUUUUAUAUUUUGUAACCGUCUACAGAAAGUACCGAAAGUUUCUUGUUGAACGAAUACUUUGAAUUGAGCCACAAAACGUUCUGUCUUGUUUCCCAUUGUUGUGGAUUACCUCCCUUUGAUGGACAUGAUUGGCUUGUUUCUGUCCUGCAGUGAAUGUGUUGUCUGGAUUUGAUUUAUCAAUAUUUGUAUUUAUUUUUGAAACAAAUAUAAUAAGAUCCACACUGAGUGAUGUUUCUUGCACUUUAAAAAAAAUAAGGUGUUAUGAGAUGCAGGGUUAGAAAUUAAUUUUUAUUUUCACAAGUCCACAAGAAUCAUCUACAAAGUGGUUGUCCAAAAGGAAAUGUCAUCAGUCCAUUCUGAAGUGGAUUAUUCUCAGACUGGCAGAUUUAUGUCAGUUUUGAACAGUGGGUUAGUUAAAUUUCAUAUGUGAAUUUAUUUUGAGGUUUAGAAAGUUUGUAUUCAUAUCUUAAUCUAGUUCCAUCAAUCCUGCUGUUUGUGACACCGGAACUCUGACCUGUGGAUAUAUAGAGGUAAAGGGCAGAUAUAUGUACAUUGGACGAGUAUACCAAGGUUACAUUAACAGGGCAUUUUACUGAAAGAUUGGUAAGAAUGCAGUCAAAGUGUUGUCAGAGGUGCAGUUGCUUUUUUGAUAGCACAUGUUUUUAUAGAGAUAUAAUUUGUCUACAUUUAAUUCUGUGAUUGAGUAUAUUUGUUUAUUUUGUGGGAUAGCUGAGUGUUUCCCUGUGUUCAUCAAGGACAGGUUUGGGGUGUCAUACCCUACAAUGGUUUCUGCUCAAUCUGUGUCCCUGCCUUGUUACAGUACUACAGUACUGUGUUAGCAGCUUCUCUUAUUGAAGGUAGGCCUGUAAUAAUUCAGUUUGUCAUGAUACAAAUCAUACAAUAUACAUGUGUAUCUUGAUAUAUGUGUCUGCCCAGAGAGGGGAAGAUCUGUGGUCUGAUCUCUAGUUGUGUCAUACUGAAAGAAGUUAAAAGAUGGUACUUAUUGUUACCCUGCCAAUCUUUUGGCAAAAAGGGGAUGAAACUAGGACUGGUUGGCGCGGAUUCAGUAUACAGUGUCCGAGUGGGAUAUCAAUGUUAACUGUGGCAUAGUUUCUCAGUGGGCUGGAACUAUUAAACCGGCAUUAGUCCGGACUAGUACAAGCAGCCAUAUAUUUGACCUUACAUUAAUAUAUAACUUAGUUUUAAGGUCGUGAUACAUAUUCAUCUCAGUAUAAGGUAGAGAUACGAUAUAUGUUUAAAGGUCGCAAUGCAAUACAUGCCUUAUUUAUUAGUGAAUAUUUUGAUAAUAUACAGUUGAGUCUAAUUCAUUAAUACUUAAUCUAUUAACAAACAAAAUGUCAGAGGGCGUUGUUCCAUCAUCAUCAGAUUCAUUUGUUUUGUGUCCAUGAGUAUCUUUAUACUUUGUUUCUUUGAAAAGUGAUUGUCUCAAAAGUCAAUAGUACCACCUUGAGAGGAUGUAAUCUUUGUAUCUAUGCUAUUAUUUAAAAAAAGUGGGUAUACAACUUUUGACUGGGGUGUUAUGACUGAGGUGUAUACAUUAAGACCAGGGCCCACUUGCACAAAGCGAUCUUAGCGCUAAGAUGAUCGUAACUCCCAUACUUUAACAUAAGCUUACAAUAGUCCUAGCACUAAGAUUGCUUUGUGCAAGUGAGCCCUGUUCAGUAUCUAAUUUUACUCCCAGCUAUAGUGGAACAUACCGGGGUAAGUAGGAUUUCAGAAUUGGUAAUGUUAAUACAUAGAUGCCAUCCAUGGUAUAUUUUGAAACCUAUCAAGCGAAAGGGCUGAUAUUUCAGAAGCUUCUUUAUGUACUUUGCUAGUAAAUGUCACUAGUGACAUUGAUUUUAAAGUAUACUUUUCCAAUCGUAUGUUUUCAAGUUGAUAAUCCAGUUCACAGCAAAAUUAGAAUAUUUCAUCUUUGGCAAAAUAUUGGUUGGAAUUAGCAAGUCACAGAUGCAGCUCAUACAGGAGUCUAGUUAUCUGUUUUAUUUCAUUAGGUGGUUAACAAAACUGACCAAACUGAAUUAAAUUAGAGAGGCCUUAUUUUGUUCAGCUAUCUCUGUGUCGUCCCAGAAAGCUAGGGCACUACAACUGAAACGUGAAACUCAGUCUUGCCAAGUGUUGUUUUCAUCCAGUUUUAAAUGUAUGUUUAUUUGGAUGUUGAUUUCUGUUCUUUUCAACUACCUAUAUUGAAUUUUGGGGCGAAAACAUUGUAAACUAACCAACAAAAAGUAAAAGGCUCUUGAAGGUUCUUGGUGAUAACAAAUAUAUAUUUCUUGUUUUGUCUGCAAUGCAAAACUUGCACUGUGCAACAUAAAUUAUUUUGAAAUUUCACCUCAACAGAUUUGGCAUUUCAGAUGCCCAACACAAAUUAUAGAUUUUAGUACAUACAUGUAUACAAAAGGAUGAUCACUCAGUCAGUAUCUGUCAAUGUCAUCAAUCAUGAGAAUUCCUUAACUGUAUUAAAAAGACAAAGUGAUAUACUAGUAUGUAUGAAUUUGGGUGACAGAUUUUCAGUUGUUAGCGGAUUUUCCGCUGACUUUGUGAACAGGUCAAGCUUGGGUGAAUGCUGUGUGACACUGCAUGGUUGCCAUGGAUUUGUGGUGCAUGUGCUGGAUGUGAAUGUUAGGAUUGUUUGGAGGAAACCUUCCCUGUAUCAUCUGAUGUUGGUGCUUCUUAACCUCUUUUGUUUUCUGGUGUAUUUAUUUCAAGGUUACAACUGUAAAUAUAUCUAUGUAGUGAUCAUGGUGAUGAUUGUUCUUUUCAACUAAUAAUGUGUUGGUUGAAUGUAUUUGUGAGUAACAGAAUUGGGCAGAGGGUAGAAGUGGUACUACAAUCGAAGUGUUUUUCUGUAUAAAUCUAUUUAUCCUUGUUCGGGGCUGAUACAUCACAUGACACUGCCCUACUUUUGAAUAUUGUGUUUGAACUCAUUAAUUGUUAAAGUUGUGAGGAAUCUUUUCAGAAGGUCUGUUUUAAGAAAGAAUGAAGAUUUGAAUGAAACGGAAACAUGAUACUUCUAUUCACUGAACAUGGGAAUUCAUCGCCAAUAAAGGCCCCCACCAGACUGUGCAUGGGUACUCAAGCUUCAUCAUUAUAAGCAAGAUAAUCCUUUUUGGGGGGAAAAAACAUGAAAAACUUCAGAUCCUGGUUAGCAACCCUUUCCAUCUUAAAUCUACUUUAGAAAAGAGGUCCUCUGCCUGAAAAUCCUUUUCAACUACCGGUAAUUGCCUCUGGAUCAUUUGUGCAGUGGCCUGUAUAUUCAAAUUUAGGUAGACUGAUGAUCAUUCAUUAAUUUAACUCCAUCAUGAGUGAAGCUGUAUCUUGAUGUGCAGAGUUGCAUCCCUUGGCUGCCAGGAUCUGCUGGUCAUGAGGCAGACUUCAAGAAUCUGCCAUGUUGUGAUCCCUGGUCUGUCAGUUUGGGGGUUUCUUAGAUUGCCGGAGCGUUACACCCUGUGUCAUCUUGAGCUUCCUUCACACAUGCCUGGUAUUACAACCAUCGUUCAAACCCAACUUAAGAUGUAUACCUCAAGAAGUGAAUCAAACUGAAUCCUGGCUUCAUUCAUUUUAUUGUCCCUCAGAUCACCUGUUUUACCAUGUUAUGUGUUGAUAGGGAUUUAGUCUAUUUUGUUGUCAUUUACAUUUUCUGUUGUUGAGAAUGUUUGCUAUUGUACAUACAUGUGUACAUGACGAAGAUAAGCCUUGUUCAGGAUAUGUUGCUGAUGUUGUAACAACAUUCAGAGGUGUGCAAGAGUGAGUGAAAUAAAGUGUAAUUUAAA
Molecule: messenger RNA, 4783 nt
Organism: Haliotis rufescens (red abalone)
Lineage: Eukaryota; Metazoa; Mollusca; Gastropoda; Lepetellida; Haliotidae
Product: stromal cell-derived factor 2-like
Exons: 6
Coding region: 214-891 (225 amino acids)
Source: RefSeq, a predicted model, not a curated record